AUGAGCGUCAAGCGAGCUCGCAACGACGCUGAUGGGGCGGCCGGGGAACCAGACAAGAAGAAGCGCAAGGGAUUUUCGGUCGGGCCAGCCAAUCUUCCUGAUGGCACUUACCGGCGCAAAACACAAAAGAUCAAGAAGGAUCUCAUUCAGAAGGCAAAGGUGAAGAAGGCGUAUGCAAAAGUGAAGGCGCAGGAAGAACUAGCAACGACACACACAUUUGCCUCUGGCCAACCCGCGAAUCACCGUCCGGACCCGGCUCCGUCAAGCCUUGAGCUUCACCCUGACCGUCAAGCAAUGUUAGAAAACGACCAUACACGUGGCAGACGGACUUUUCCGCAAGAGGAUGAAUCAAAGCUGCACAGAAACGUAGAUGGCCGGCCAGGACAGCAUAGGUCGAAACAGUCGCGCUACAAGAAGGAACUGGAAGCUGCGACCCAACGUAAGGCGGAAAUUGAGGCAAAACGCAAAGCUAUGGAGGCUCGUGAGAAGGAUAGGAAAGCUAUGUCCAAGGCCAAACGACCCGGCGUCGAUGGGAAGGCCAAGCUAGGUCGACAAGGGACCGUCUUACUCGAUCGAAUCCGCAGACUAACCGAAGAGGGGAGGAUAUGA
This is a messenger RNA of Cladophialophora carrionii CBS 160.54, 609 nucleotides long. RefSeq lists its product as uncharacterized. The transcript has 2 exons. Bases 1 to 609 code for a protein of 202 amino acids. The record is from RefSeq and is a predicted model, not a curated record. NCBI's taxonomy places the organism in Eukaryota, Fungi, Ascomycota, Eurotiomycetes, Chaetothyriales, Herpotrichiellaceae.